UCCUCACACUGGAGCAACUUGGCGCAUCAUCAACAUCAUCAGUACGAGAAAAAAAAACUGACCUGAGAGAAAUAUAGUAUGAAUAUUAUGUUUUGCUAUCACUUCUACUGAUGUUGCUUCAUUUUUACCAGGAGCAACGGAGAAGACUGCUAUUCUUUUACUUGUGCGUAAAAGUAUUUUGAUUGAUUAAUAAUUAACUGGAGAGUAACAUCGGCUUCGUGCUGUUACUGAUAUUUUCCCUUUCAGCACUCACUGGACUUUCAGCUCUUCCCUUCACUCACCAAAACGGAUUUAGCAGUUAAUUAGAGACGCACGCAAAUCACCGUGGUGUCCUGCGUCAGGAACUUUGCUCUGUCUCGCGAAGAAAAUAUUUAUUUUAAAAUCCAGUGAAAGUGGAUCGCUGAGAGACCCGGUCCGCUCUUGUGGACACUUUGCUGUCUUCUCCAACUGCAACGGGUUUGAUGGAAACAUGACCAAAGCUGUAACCGGAGCGGUUCUUCUGCACAGCCUCCUCUACCACCUGCUCCCGCUGCUGCUGCUGCUGCUGCUGCUUCAUGCCUCACCGGUGUGUCUGUCCGCGCAGCUCGGGCAUCCAGCGCGCUACUUCGGACAAAUAGCUGAGAACUCCCCGGCUGGGACACCGGUGGACGGGGUGGUACUGCAGCUCGGAGCCAGCGGCUGCCCCGGCGCGGACCUGAAUGCCAGUCUGAUGGGGAAUUACGCGUCGGAUUUUAGGCUCGUUCGCUACCGCGGGCACCGGGAUCACCGGGGGCAUCUAGGUUUGGUCUCCGCCAAAGCUCUGGACCGGGAGUUUAUAGCCAUGUACCAGUUGACGGUGGAGCUGCCGCAGUGUUUGAGAAGACCUGCCGCCGUCCAGGUCGAAGUGUCGGACAAGAACGACAACAUCCCCCAGUUCACCAGCGGGAACCAGACGGUCGAAGUGCACGAACUGACUCCGCUCGGUACCGACCUGGUCCGCUUUGACGCGAAGGACGGCGACGCGGAGAGGAACGGACGGGUCACUUUUUACGCCUCACCGGAGUCUCACCUGCUCCACGUGGUUCCACAAACCGGGCAGGUGAUGCUGGUCGGGUCCCUCCUUGGUGUCAGCCAGGUGACUCUGCGCAUUUACGUAAAUGACGGCGGAGAUGUGUCGCUGACAGGUGAGCCGGUUUUCCUGCGCAUCAACGUCCGCCGUUCCAGCAGAGCGCGGCGGAGGCCCCGGGCUCUGUCCGAAGAGCUGACCUAUACCGUGACCGUCCCGGACCACGUCAGAGUCGGGGACCUAGUGUUUACGGUGCCGGACCAGAGGUUCGAGCAGCGGAGGUUCGAGGUGAUCUCCGAUGCCGACUCGCCGGUCCAGAUCGAGCGGGACUCGGGGCGCCUGUACCUGGCGCGCAGCCUGGGAGAGCCCGCCGAGGUGGUGGUGAAGAUCCAGAACCUCCGAGGUGAUGAGUGGUACCUGUGCAGGUUGACUCUGAGCAUGUCCAGCCAGGCUGACCUGCAGUGGGCAAUGUUCCCAUCGCCUUACCUGGGCGCUGUGGGUCCCGACGCCACGCCCAGCUCUGUAGUGUACCGACUGUCCGCACGGCAGCGAGAUGGGACGCUUGGACAAGCCCAGUUCUUCCUACUGGACGGUGGGGAGGAGUGCUUCGAGGUGGAUCGUCGCUCUGGUGAGGUCAGGACCACAGGAAGACCUCUGACCCCCAGUAGGGAGUACCUUCUGCGGGUGCAGGCCACGGACAGGCAUGGCCGCAAAGGUCCGCUGGCUACAGUGGCCAUCUUGGCUGGCUACCGACCGCCGCAGUUUACUAACUCCACCUACAUCCUGAACGUGCAGGAGAACACACUUGUCGGCCAACCCGUCGCAGUGGUUCAGGCCGUCUCCUUCCAGAAGAAGAGUCUGUCCUACAUGCUCCUGGUGAAUCCUGGGAAUCUGUUCAGCAUCAACCAGGAGAGUGGAGGGCUCAGCCUCACCAGGACUGUGGACUAUGAGAGUGGACAUAACCUCCACAGCCUGCAGGUCCGUGCCUCCGAACCCGACACAGGCCUCAGCGGCGUGGCAGAGGUUGUCGUCCAAAUAACAGACGAGAACGACUGCACACCCGAGUUCCUCCACUCCAUCUACACCAGAGACAACAUACCUGAGAGCGUCGCACCUGGAACCUCCCUGCUGCAAGUUCUGGCCCGGGAUUGUGACUCCGGUGUGAACUCGGAGCUGUCUUACUUCGUUCACGGUGGCGACUUUGACAUCACAUCGGGGGGUGUGAUAAGCCCCGCCCGUCGCCUUGACUAUGAGCGACCCAAUCACAUCUAUGAGUUUGUGGUGGUCGCCGUGGAUGCAGGGACUCCCCCCCGCACGGGCACCGCCUCUGUCCGCAUUCGAGUCGCCAAUAGCAACGACGAGGCGCCCGUCUUCUCCCAGAACACUUAUAAGACCUUCCUAAGUGAGGAUGCUGGUCCAGACACGCUGGUCGCCAUCGUUCACGCCAAAGACCCGGACGGAGAUGCCGUCUCUUACGCUAUCACUGGCGGCAAUGAGGACAGCAACUUCCUGCUGGACAACCAGAAGGGCAUCAUCAAGCUGCGGCGGAGUCCGCCUCCCAGGCUCAGGGGACCGCAGUACGUUCUCAACAUCACCGCCACGGAUGACAACGCGUCUGGUGGACCUUACCCGCUGAGCAGCUCUGCCCAGGUCAUCGUAGGAAUCAACGACAUCAACAACAACAAACCGGUCUUCCAGGAGUGUCAGAACUACAGUCUGAACGCAGUGGUCCUGGAGAACCAGCCGCCAGGGACGUUUGUCCUGCGCGUCCAGGCCCACGACGCUGACAUUGGGGUCAACGGAGAAGUCAAGUAUGGCAUCAUGCAGAGAGACGGAGUGUCGUCCGGGUUUGACAUCAAUCCUGACACCGGUGUGAUCGCCACGGCGGUGAGUUUUGACCGGGAGCGUCAGCGCGAGUUCACGCUGUCGGUGACAGCCACAGAUCAGGCUGAGGAGCCGCUCAUCGGGAUCUGUCAGAUCACCGUCCUCAUCGCCGACCAGAACGACAAUGACCCCAAGUUUGAAAACAGCCGCUACCAGUACUUCCUGCGGGAGGACACCCCGGUAGGAACUAGUUUCCUGCGAGCAGCAGCACAUGAUGACGACCAGGGGAGCAACUCGGCCAUCACCUACUCCCUGUCCAAUCAGAAGCCAGCGUACCUGCACAUCAACCCCACUACUGGCUGGAUUUACGUCAACCACCCCAUCUCACAGACGUCCAAGAUCAACCAGCAGAUUGUGGCGUCAGAUGGAGGGAACCGCAGCAGCUCUGUGGAGCUAACUGUCAUAAUAACAAACGUCCACAACCAGCCGCCGCACUGGGAGCAGCCCGAGUAUUGGGUCACCGUGCCAGAAAACACCGUACGGGACGCCAAGAUAGUGACCAUCAAGGCGACGUCCCCUCUCGGUGACCCCCGGGUGACCUACAACCUGGAGGAGGGUCAGGUCCCGGAGACCAACAUGCCGGUGAGGUUCUACGUCAAGCCGAACCGGGCGGACAGCUCAGCGUCCAUCCUGGUGGCCGAGAACCUCGACUACGAGACAACGCGCUUCUUCACUCUCAGAGUGCGAGUCCAGAACGUCGCAGCCGUGCCGCUCGCAUCGUUCACCACCGUCUACGUCAACGUGACAGACGUGAACGACAAUGUUCCUUUCUUCCUGUCGUCCACCUACGAGGCCACGGUUCCUGAAGGAGCAGAGAUCGGCACGUCCGUGGCUCAGGUGUCGGCCACAGACCUGGACUCUGGUCUGCAUGGGAUGGUCCACUAUGUGAUCCUGAAGGAUGAGAGCGGGGACUCUCAGUUCUUCAGCAUCGACUCACGCAGCGGCGUCAUCGUCACGCGAGCCUCCUUCGACCGCGAGCAGAAAGCCUCCUACCUGAUCGAGGUCCAGUCGCAGGACAGCUCCGAGUCGUCCAGACCAGGCCAGCAGGGACAACCUAACACCGACACAGCCUACGUCAGGAUCUUCAUCACCGACGUCAACGACAACGCCCCGGCGUUCGCCCAGCCAGUGUACGAGGUGAGCGUGGAGGAAGACAAGGAGGUUGGCUUCGUCCUCAUCACCGUCACCGCCAACGACGAGGACGAAGGUGCCAACGCCAAGCUGCGCUACCAGAUCACCUCGGGAAACAUCAUGGGCACCUUCGACGUGGAGCCCGAGGUGGGCACCAUAUUUGUGGCUCAGCCUCUGGACUACGAGAUGGAGCAGCGCUACGAGCUCCGGUUGGUCGCCUCCGACGGGAAGUGGGAGAACGAGACGCUGGUGGUGGUUCAGGUGGUCAAUCGCAACGAUGAGGCGCCCGUCUUUAGCCAGACUGAGUACCACGCCGCCGUGACCGAAGAGCUCACCCAGCUGCCUGUUUUCAUCCUGGAGGUGUCAGCCACAGAUCCAGACCAGGAGGCCGACCAGACUGCCCUCCGCUACUCCCUCCAUGGCCAGGGUGCUGGUGGUGAGUUCACCAUUGAGGAACGCACUGGAAGAAUCCACGCCCAACGGCGCCUGGACCGCGAGGAGCGCCCAGCCUGGAGAUUCCUCGUCCUCGCCACAGACGAGGGAGGGGCCGGACUCACAGGGUUUGCUGAUGUCCUGUUAGAGGUCCAAGAUAUUAAUGACAACGCACCCUUCUUCCCGUGUCCGGCACUGGAAGUAGACGGAUGUUUUGUCGGCCAAGUGCCUGAAAAUUCGCCCGCCGACACCUCCGUCAUGGAGAUGCGCGCCAUGGACCUGGACGACCCCAACGAGGGCAAGAACGCCAUGCUGACCUACAGCAUCAUCAAGAAUGUCCGCAAUGAAAUUAACCUCAACCUGUUCUCCAUCAACGCUAGCACAGGCACCAUAUACACAGUUCUACGUUCCCUGGACCGGGAGGUGGAGGACCGGUAUCUGGUGGUGGUGGAGGCCAGGGAUGGAGGGGGUUUGGCGGGAACAGGGACAGCUACCAUCAUGGUUUCGGAUGUCAACGAUCACCCACCUGUCUUCACUCAAAGGCUCUACACCACUCAGGUGAGAGAGGACCUGGAGGUGAACAGCGACGUUCUCGUAGUUUCUGCUACAGACGGCGAUCAGGGUGAAAAUGCCGUGGUAACCUUCAGCAUCGUUGGUGGAGACGAAGACAGGAAGUUUUUCGUGGAGACAGACAAAGUGAACCGACGCGGUGUGAUAAAACUGAAGAAGAUGGUUGACUUUGAGAAGCCCCACGAGAGGACUUUCAAUCUGACCCUGAAGGCCGAAGAUGCUGAUUUCUUCAGCCUGGCCUACUGUCUCGUUCAGGUAGAAGACUCCAAUGACCAUGCGCCCAUAUUUUUCCCACAAUUCUAUGAGUCACAAGCCAUGUCUGAAGAUGUACCUGUAGGGACAAUUGUUGCUCAGGUUACAGCUUCUGAUCUGGACUCGGGCCAAAAUGGACACUUUUCUUACAGUAUUUCAAAAGAGUCAGACCCCUACAGUCAGUUCCUGGUGGACCAGUCUGGUUGGGUGGUGGUGGCCGAUUCUCUGGACAGGGAGAAAAUCUCGCAGCACAGGAUCAUGGUCCUCGCCACCGACGCUGGGAGUCCACCCCUGACUGGCACUGCCAUCGUCAUGGUAACUGUACUUGACAUUAAUGACAAUGGACCCGAGUUUGAGGUCCCCUAUAAGCCUGUCGUUUGGGAGAACACGGCGGCACCCCAGGCAGUUCAGAUGAACGAAACCUCCCUCCUCCUCCACGCCACCGACCGGGACACCUCCACCAAUGGCGGCCCUUUCUCCAUACGGCUUCUCAUGCUCACCUCGGAUGCAACCAACUUCAAUUUGACUGACUUUCGAAACGGCAGUGCAGCCAUCACUGCCCUCCGGACCUUCGACCGCGAGCGGCAGAAGGAAUACCACCUCCCGAUCCUCAUGAUUGACAGUGGCUCACCUCCAAUGAGCUCCACCAGCACGCUGACGGUCAUCAUUGGCGACAGGAAUGACCACCCACAUUCACCAGGACACGCCAACUUCAUCGUCUACAGUUAUGAGGGUAUUCUCCCGACGACAGUGCUUGGACAAGUUCAAUCUCCCGACCUUGAUGACUGGAGUGAGAAGGUGUACCGGUUCGAAGGCAAACCAUCCAGGCUCUUCAGUCUGAACCAGAGCUCAGGUCAGCUCACUAUCAGGGAGGGGACUCCUUCAGGCUCGUACCUCCUGCAGGUACGCGUGUCGGACCACACCUGGCCUGACGUUAUCUCCACAGCUCAGGUGGACGUCAGGGAGCUGCAUCAAGACGGUCUGCAGAACGCCGCCUCCAUUCGUGUGACCAAUCUGACAGUGGAGGAGUUUUUUAGCGGAGGUGAGGAGAGUCGGUUCUCUCGUCUGGGUCGAAUGUUGGCUGAACUCCUGCACACUUUGCCGGAAAAAGUCCAGAUCUUCUCUGUGGGCGACGCCGGCCAGCAGGGAGAGAAGGCCAUCAAUGUAUGGUUUGCCGCUCACGGCUCGCCGUACUACAAGGCAGAGAAGCUGCACGGCUACGUGGCAGCAUACAAAGCCAGGUUGGAGGGCCUGUUGGGCGUGUCCAUCUCUCAGGUGAGCGUUGAUGACUGUCCCUCCACAGACUGCAGUCAGUCUGGAGGCUGCAGCACGGAGGUUUCAUUCAGCCAGGCCCCAGUGGCUCUCAGCACUGGUAACACCUCCCUGGUGUCGCUGUCCGCCUCAUCUAGAGUGCGAUGCGGCUGCCGGGGCAGAGAGGCAAUCCACCUGCCCUGCUCAGCCUACCCCACCAACCCCUGCCUCAAUGGUGGCACCUGCCAGGACGGUCCGCUGGGAUACAGGUGUAAGUGUCCUCCCAUGUUUGAUGGGCCUGAGUGCCAGCAGACCAAACACAGCUUCGGUGGCCAGGGCUACGCCUGGUUCCCUCCCAUCAUGCCUUGCUUUCAGAGCCACAUCUCCCUGGAGUUCCUGGCUGAGUUGGCAAAUGGGCUGCUCCUCUACAACGGUCCGCUUGGCCCUGCCCACUCUGGGGAGGAGGAGGACUUCAUCGCCGUCGAGUUGAGAAACGGGGUUCCAGCUCUGAGUAUAAACCACGGAUCAGGAACGCUGACCCUGCAGCUGCCGCCUACAUCCACUGUCUCCGACCGACGCUGGCAUCGCCUCGACAUCAUCAGCGACGGAAAGGCUGUGCAGCUGAUCCUGGACCAGUGUGGGGGGGUGGCAGUAAAUGAGUUGGAGGGCGUCGGGGGGGAUAUCCAGGAGGUGGACGAGUCUGGCUGCAGAGCUGCAGGAGAGACUCCAGGAAACCAGAGGUAUCUGAAUGUCUUCCAGCCUCUUCAGAUGGGAGGAGUGAAGGAAACAUCUCCUCAUCGACGUUACCGCAGUUUCACCGGCUGCAUCCGCAACCUGGUGGUGGACAGUCAGGUGUACGACCUGGCGUCUCCAGGUGAGAGCGUGGACAGCACCCCUGGGUGCAGGCUGACAGACGGGGUGUGUGUGACGGCGGCCGGCCCCUCCUGCGGCAUUCAGGCCUCCUGUCUCGCUGACUGGGGCUCCUUCAGCUGCCAGUGCCACCCAGGAUACACCGGACACAAGUGUGACACUGCCGUCCCAGAGUUCUCCUUUGAUUCGGGCAGCGUUGUGCGUUAUCAGCUCAGAGGAGGCGGGAGCUCUCGCCGCACAAACAUCCAGCUGCUCCUCCGAACCAGGGCCACCUCGGGCACCCUGCUCUCCGUGACGUCCCGGGAGGCCAACGAGUACAUCGUCCUGGAGAUCACGGAGGGUCACCUCUCUGUUCGUGCCAACCUUGGUGAUGGUGCCCAUGCCCUGCAGCUCCCCGGCCAGCGCGUGGACAUCGGGCAGUGGGUUCUGGUCAGUCUCAGUCGCCAUGAUAACCUGUUCACCCUGCGGUUGGAGCAGGGCGGGGGCUCGCGGGAGGUCCAGGCCCAGCUGGGGAGCAGCAGGGAGAUCGUGGUUCACCCGGCCAGCGUGAUGGUCGGGAACAGCCAGAACGCCGGAGACAAGGACGACUUUCAGGGCUGCCUGCGGGACGUUCGUUUUAACGGUCAGGUCCUGCCUCUGGACGGGCAGAGCCGGGACUUGGUGACGGUGCUGGAGAGCCGGAGCGUCACCUCGGGGUGCUCCAGCGACGCCUGCAGCGGCCAACCCUGCCACAGCCCGCUGCGCUGCAUCGACCUGUGGAGGAAACACCAGUGCAGGUGUCCCGGCGGUCAGGUGACUGUGACCGAAGACUCAGGUCAGCAGCGUUGUGUGCCGUCGCCCUGUGGACCUUCUUCCUGCCAAAACGGUGGCCUCUGCCAGGCGCUGUCGCCCGACAGCUACCGGUGCCGGUGCCAGGAGGGGUUCAGGGGUCAGCGCUGUGAGCUGGGGCAGGUCAGAGGUCACCGGCUGGCCCCCCUCAGCCCCAGCUCCAUCCUGGCCAUCAGCAUGUGUCUGCUCGUCUUCUUCGCGGUGCUGGUGGCGGUAACAGUGUGGAACCAGAAAGGCAGUCGUAACAAGUUCAGGAAGCGAGGAGUUUACCACAUCCCCGCUGAACAAGAGAGCUGGGAGGACAUCCGAGAAAACAUCCUCAACUACAACGAGGAAGGAGGCGGCGAGCAAGACCAGAACGGCUACGACAUCACAGAGUUGAAGCGUCCGCUGUGCUCCAGUUUGUCCCAGUCCUCGUCCUGCACCACCGCCCCGCUCAUCAAGUCCUCACCCGGCUCCCAGGAGGAAGUCCACCCGUCGGGCUCCUCCUGCAGCUCAGGCGCUCCCUACCUCAGCAUCCCGCAUCACCACCAUCACCACCAUCAUCAUCAUCAACACGCCACCAACAACAACUACACCAGCGACGCGACCUACGCUAACUACACCACUCAUGUAGGCCGGGAUAUGGAGGCGAGGAGCGGAGGUGGCUAUGUGGAAGCCCCUUCAGGGUCUCGCUCCCACGUGGACUUCAAAAGCUACGUGGCGCGAAUCAUCUGGGAGGCGGACAACGACAGCGAGGCGUUCGCGCCUGACGCGUACCACGUGUGGUGCGUGGAAGGCUCGGGGUCGUCAGUAGGGAGCCUCAGCUCGCUGGGGUCUGCAGCGUCACGUAGAAACGUUGGCAUCACCCAUGGCGACAAGGCGGAGGAGGAGGAGGACGAAGACGAUGAAGGAGGGUUUGUUUACGACAGGCUGUCGCGGUGGGGCCCCAAGUUCCAGGCUCUGAGCGAGAUGUACGACCGGCCCCAGCUGACCCUCACGUACAGGGACGCAGUGGCCUACAUACAGAGGAGCCACAGCCACGACCCGCUGCCUCAUCACCACUAGGGGCGCUGCACAACAACAACCGCCUAAACAUACAGUUAAUACAGAUCAGAGGGGGACAGGGACUCUGUGCUGCGUUCAAGUCCAACCUGAAAACAACCAAAAACUAAAUCAAAACAGGAUGAUAAGUCAGUAAUUCUAAAAUCAAUAUGAUAAUAAUUAUUAUUGGCCACAUACUAUCUUAUACAUACAGUACAACACAUGCAGAGUUUGUUCCCUCAUUUAACCCAACAAAAAAAACAGUCUUGAUGCAAGCAAGGCUAUUUUGUUUGAAUCUUUUGUUUAAUUUCAUUUGCCCGUGCUGUUGAUAAUUAAAUGAAAUUCCGCUACGUAAGGGGGGCGUGACAGAAAAAGUUUGAGAACCAUUGAUUAGACCCAUCCUAAUUAAUUAAAACUGCCCGGGGAGCAGUUAGGGGUUCAGGGCCUUGCUCAGAGAUGACCCAAGCCAAACCACCAGGGAGCUAAAGCUCAGUAUAUUAAUCCUAUAAUGACAUAUAUGUCACAAUUUUCAUACUCAAGAAAAAGUGUUAACCAUUUUAUGACCCAACGUCCAGACGAAAACUUCUAAAUCUCAUGUUUGUUUUUUAAUUUUAUCAAUAAUUGGAUGGUAGACUUUUAUAAAAUGAAAGUUCCCCAACAACAAAUCAGUCAUCUACCACAAAGAUACACCCCCUGGACCACAGUUUGAAUAUGACUUUUUAAAUGCUGUAUAUAUCCACAGUUUGUGGCAUUUGCAAAGGUCAUUCCCUAAAACUUUCUGUCCACAUCGCUCCAAAGAAAAACACACUUUCUGUUUUUUCGGCUGAUUAAACCUCAGAGAAAAGUUCAUGUGAGGGAUGGGUUCAAAGAAGCAAGAUAAACUCGUUAUGGAAAAGGAGGCAGUAAGGGGUGAAAACACAAGUAAACGUUUGUGGUUUCUUGAUCACAGUAACCAGUAGAUUUUUUAAAGAAGCAAAAUAAAAGUUUUUAUCACACAUUUUGUAAAUAUUAAGGAAUAAAAGUCUUAAACUCCCUGAGAGAUUUUGAGUGUGAACUGCAUUCAUCUGAAGUUUUGUAGUCCCGCCCACACAGCCCUGGAGACUGAUCAGCCACAACAACUGAAAACACCUGUGUGGGUGCACAUAUAGGGCCUUAAAAUCUGAUUGGCUGCACCAGGCACCCCGCCUCAAAAUUCCCAAUCAUGAUUGGCUGUUUGCCCUGAUAGAGGCAAGCCCAAUAGUUCAGUCUGUAAUCCUGAAUUCAUUCAGUCAUGAGGAGCAAACAGGAGACAAGCAGGAAAGCUGAUGUGAGUAAAACAAAUUCACACUGUGGCUAAUCUCACUGAUGGUAAUGACACGUGUUUAAAUUUAGCAAUAUUCAGAAUCUACCGAUGGCAGUAUAAACUGGAGAAAAAUGCAGAUAAAACCUUUCUCAGUGAUCAAACAGAAACAAACUGGUUAUUUAAAAUGCAUUUCACCCUUUUUGGAUGUUAACUACUUUGCUUCCUGUCUUCACUGGUGUGAACGCACCAGUUAAACAAAGAUAACUUUACUUAACUUUACUUAUUCUUAGUGUCACUUAUUUGUAGCGUAGCUUGUCUCUUUUUCAAUUCAAUUUUAUUUAUAUAGCGCCAAAUCACAAUAACAGUUAUCUCACAGCGCUUUUCAUAAAAGAGCAGGUCUAGACCGUACUCUGUGAAGUUAUAAUAGUUAUAAUAUAUUAUUAUUUUUGAUUCUAGUAGAGUUACGUCAGUUAAUCUGGCAAUUAAUUCCACCUCACAACUUCCCACAGUCCAGUCUUAAAAUGUCCUGAAGAUAUUUAUUAUCACGUGAGGCAAAGAAAAGAGCAAAUCCUCUCAAUGAAGAAGUAUUUCUGCUUGAAUAAUUUAUGGAAUAACAAAAUAGUUGAGUUAUUUUUCUGUUGAUUGAUUUAAUCUGCAAAUCAGGAGUCGCCAAAGUCAAAACAGUUGAACAUCUACACACAAGGAAGAAUAAAAAAUAGCCUCAGAACAGAAACGCUACCAAAACUCAUCCUGUAAAAACCUCCCGAGCAGCUUCCAGUAAAUCUGAUGGGACUUGAACGCAGCAGCAGCAGCAGCAGCUCUGUUCCCUUGUGCAGAUCGAUGGCGACACUUUUCAGGGCUUGAGGUUGACGAUGUGAUCCUCAUGUUUCCUCAUGUAGAAAACCAGAUGAAUUACGAGAAGGGCUCGCGUUGUGGUUCAGUGAUUUGAGAUAAGAAAAGCACAGAGGACUUGUUCAUAGACCAGCUUUACACAGGAACGUGUUUAUUUAGGCUUUUUUAAAGCAGGUCAAUGUGCUGGAUUUUAUUCCAUCGGGCAGUCUGUGGAUCGCUGCAUUUUAUUCUUGAAAAUGUGGACUUUCAAGGUUCAAGCUGUUAUGUUUUCUGGUGGAACAUUAACAUCAAACUAUGUCAGAAAUCUUGUGGUUAACUGUAAGAAUUCCUUUUCAACGACAUUAAGGUCUUGAUGUGAGUCUUACAGAGAGAAUUCAAAGUUCUUCUUUAAUUAAGGGCAUUUUAAGCUUUUUAUUUCUGACCCUACCAUCCAAGCGUGAAACUUACAAACAGAAAGUCAGUUUCAUAAAGAAAGUCUCCCAAGGACAAGUUUUUCUUUCACCAUCUUAUUUCUCUUCGCUGCUGUCGGCGCGUCCCCAGAUUAACCUCCGACAAACUCAAUAACCAGCUUUUUAAUUCCUCUUUUCUACCUUCCUGUUGCACUAGCGGAUGACUCAGAGUCCUCAGACAGGGCCGAGGAAUCUGAAUGCCAGUAAAAAGACUUGUAAAAUAAGCUUUGAUAGUUUUCAGAUGAGAGAUUAUUUUUAUAUUCCCCUGUGUAGAAACGUCCCAGAAGCUGCUCUCCGCUUGCAGCUGGUCGUGCUCCGUGUUAAGGUGCUUUGAGUUGCUCAGCUUGUUGUUGUGACUCUGUGCUCAGACUGCUGCAGUGUUCGGGCCGACAGGAUUCUCCUAGUCGGUCUGCAAAGGCUGUAAAUGUUUGUUGGGUGACGUCUUGGUCACGCAGAAGGUUGGAGGCCAGAGACACGGCAGUUAAAUCCCACAGGGACAUUCGAUCAUUGAGGUGAACUGGAAGGUUCAGCUGCAAAGGCCUAAAUGUGUGAAGAGAUUUAUUGAAAAAGUGUUGCGCAAAACAUACUCAAGUUUUUAAUCAUCUGCGAGUUCAGAUUUGAGAGUCAGAAACCAGCAGGACUCAGUUUGAGUGAGUAGAAGUGGUAUUCACAUUAUUCAGGCUCUUUAUGCUGCUUUGCACAGAACACAUGGGAGAGUUUCUAACUUUCUGCACGUUUUAUAGCCAGCCACGGUCUUGUGUUUACAUUUGCAAACACUCCUUAUUAAUUAGAUGCACUCAGGAAUGUAUGAAGGAAAAAUCAGAAUCCAAGAGUUUUAUUGACAAAAAAAUGAAUAAAUAUGAAAUAAACAGAUGUGCAAGUUAUAAAAGAAUAAUACAAAACAGUAGGAUUUGUAUUUCUACAAAUAUAAAAUUGACAAAAAAUAAAAAUAUAAAAGGAGAAUUAGAAAUAUAUAUAUAAGCAAUAUGGCAGUUUGUGCUGUGAUAUGCAAAAGUAGUUUUUCUAUCAUAAUGUGAAUAAAACGUACAGCGAGUUUGUGCUUACAACAUCCACUGUGCUGGCUUCAUGUGCUCCAACAGCAAAAUAGACCAUCAAGAGGUCAAAAUCUUGAUUUCUUGUGCAUGUAUGCGAGCCACAUGUGUGUUUCUUCUCACCGUCACAGUUUAAAUGUGAGGGAUACAAGCAGAACAAGCAACCUGAGCGAAGAAGAUUAUUAUUAUUCAAAUUUAGGGACACAGCUUGUCCUGCAGCUUUCAAAACCGUGAUCAGGGUUUUGAUUCUGUGUCGCUGUCGUGCGCUCAGAUCUGAACUUGCAGGUUGACUUCCACUCUAACGUUGUUUACUUAGUUUGUCUUUUCAUCGCUCAACUUCCUUAAAUGCUCAAGCGGCAAACCUUUCGUUUAGCCUGCGUUAAAGUGUCCAGCUUGAUUCAGUGAGUGGUGGUGAGAGGAUGUUUCUCAGAACGUCUCCCUGAAGUUGAGAUGAGGACCAAAAAAGGCGAGUUUAGUUCCUCACAGGUAGACCACGCACAUUUUCUCCUUCGUCCACUUUCCAACCAUCCAAAUGUGAUUUUUAAAUUUAAAGGUAUUGAUAAACAGCAGUUUUAUUAACCAGCUUGGUGUCCGAUGUUUUUUCCCAGCCUGCCUCUCGGGCUACUUUGUUGUCAUGACGCCACCUGAUGAAUGUAGUUUUAUACGUAAUGAGGAAACGUCCCCCAUCAAGGUUUUUAUGAAAGUCGUGGAGUGAAGACUACAAUCAGAGAGUUUAUUAGAAACUCUGUUAUUUGCUAAAAGUGAGUUACUCCUCAGCCGACAAAAUGGCAACACAGAUCCAACUUUUGAAAGGUUUUUCUUUGCACUUAACGUCAGAAAACAUCUGUAGAAAGAGAAUUAAAAUAAUAAAGUCUGAGUAUUUGCCGCAGGAUUGCGAUUGUAGCUCGGACAGAGAAGUUUCCAGGAGAUAUUCUCCAGGUUUGUCUCUACGCAGUCAAGUUAGUGGAACAGUUUUCAUUUCUCUUCUGGUACCUGAUUUUAACAAUCAGGUUUUAGAAUUGUACUCAAAGCUAUGCAUCCAAAUGAAAUAACACAGGUGUCCUUUCUAAGAAGCUGGUGUGCAGCUCCAAAUGUGGUGUCCUGAGUUUUGACCUGUACUGUGCGACGCACCUGUUGAUGUUUUGUGUAAAUCCAGUGUUUUUAAAGUGGUUUAAUAUGCGUGCAAGUGUGUGUGUUGAGUUCAUGCACACUUAUUAGACUGGGAGUGUAAAGUGUAAUUUUGCGAGGUGUUGAUCUGUAUGAUAAUGAUGUACAUAUGGACGUUUUUAUAGCAACCUAACAUGAGAUAUUCCUUUUUGUAUAUGACUUUUAAUAAAAAUGGCUUUUCCCCAAA
Molecule: messenger RNA, 14275 nt
Organism: Micropterus dolomieu (smallmouth bass)
Lineage: Eukaryota; Metazoa; Chordata; Actinopteri; Centrarchiformes; Centrarchidae
Product: neural-cadherin
Exons: 34
Coding region: 470-9310 (2946 amino acids)
Biological process (GO): homophilic cell-cell adhesion
Cellular component (GO): plasma membrane; cell-cell junction
Molecular function (GO): calcium ion binding
Source: RefSeq, a predicted model, not a curated record